AUGACUACAUCUGGAGUGGUCCUACUCUCAUUCCGAGUGGGACGAGUGGCGAUCUGUGGCGAUAUCGCCGAGAUGUUCCACCAGAUCCGAGUGAGACCAGCAGACACCCAUGCGCAAAGGUUUCUGUGGUUCGACAGCAAAUCCGAGAGGCAAGAGCCUAACGUCUAUGUUAUGGAAGCGCUUACUUUCGGAAUCAAUUGCGCACCCUGCAUUGCACACUUUAUUCGUGACAAAAAUGCAGAUCGAUUCUGCCAACAGUACCCUCAAGCAGCACAAGCCAUGAAGGACUACCACUACGUGGAUGAUUUUAUAUACAGCGGCGACAACUACGUGGAAGUCGGAAACAUCGCAACUCAAGUCAGAGACAUCCAUGCAUCAGGUGGUUUCCACAUACGCAAUUGGUCUUCGAACUCAAAGGAGGUCCUACGAAUACUAAAGAGCGAUUCGCUACUCCCCGAAGCUGUCGAAAUUACCGCAACAGAAAAGGUUCUCGGCUUAUAUUGGAUGCCGCACUCCGACGUAUUCACAUUCAUCUGCAAGUUCGCCAGGCUGAAGCGCAACGUUUUAGACAGUGACAAAACACCAACCAAACGCGAGCUCUUGCAAGUACUUAUGUCAAUCAGCGAUCAAAUCCAUGAUGUCCAGUUGCACACGUUCGUUGACGCCAGCGAAUUGGCAUACGCAGCAGUCUGCUACCUUCGGAUACGCCAGGGGGAAAGAACCUACCUCAGCUUCGUGGCCUCCAAGGCGAAAGUGGCACCGUUGAGUCCACUAUCUAUACCAAGGAUGGAACUGCAGGCCGCAGUUAUCGGAGCAAAGCUGAGUAACCGAAUCCAACGCAAUCCAAGUUUGUCAAUUAACUCGAGUUGUUAUUGGUCCGACUCAAAGACUGUUCUCAAAUGGCUUCGUAUGGAUCCACGAAAGUUUCAGCAAUUCGUCAUGCACCGCGUGGGCGAAAUACUGGAAUUCACAAACGUUAGCCAAUGGAACUGGGUUCCAACCAACCUUAACCCUGCAGAUCUUGCUACUAAAACAAACAACGCCAAUAAAUAUAAAACUUGGCUACACGGUCCAGAAUAUUUGCUGCAGGAUCAACACGAGGGGCCAAAAUGCGAUGAUUUGGGGCCACCAAACAAUGCUGAAGUCAGGCAUAACAUACUCUUCAUCGACAAUUCGCCGAUGGAGCUAAAACUUAACGCGGAAUAUUUUUCCGACCGGCGCAGGCUAUAUCGAGCUUUAGCGCGCUUUAUUCUCUACAUUGAGAAACUGAAAGCGAAACAAAAGAAGGCAUCGCCACCUACAGAGAUGAAAACCAGCUCCUACGUACCCGAGGGCGAGCAGAAAACCUAA
This is a messenger RNA of Drosophila willistoni, 1350 nucleotides long. RefSeq lists its product as uncharacterized. The coding region runs from base 1 to 1350 and encodes 449 amino acids. The transcript is spliced from 3 exons. NCBI's taxonomy places the organism in Eukaryota, Metazoa, Arthropoda, Insecta, Diptera, Drosophilidae. The record is from RefSeq and is a predicted model, not a curated record.